Messenger RNA from Helianthus annuus (common sunflower), 1700 nucleotides. Its product is annotated as WD repeat-containing protein ATCSA-1. NCBI's taxonomy places the organism in Eukaryota, Viridiplantae, Streptophyta, Magnoliopsida, Asterales, Asteraceae. Gene Ontology annotation, biological process: proteasome-mediated ubiquitin-dependent protein catabolic process; transcription-coupled nucleotide-excision repair; protein polyubiquitination. Gene Ontology annotation, cellular component: Cul4A-RING E3 ubiquitin ligase complex; nucleotide-excision repair complex. Bases 187 to 1530 code for a protein of 447 amino acids. The record is from RefSeq and is a predicted model, not a curated record. Gene Ontology annotation, molecular function: protein binding. The transcript is spliced from 7 exons.
CCGUCCGUCCGUCCUCUUCAUCUGCAAACCCCGCUCUCUCCACCGUCUCUAUCUCUAACUCUCUCUCUCCUGCACCAAAACCAUUCAUCUCAAUCUCUGAAAUUUUCAACUCCUAUCAAAUCUAUUUGUUGUGAUUCAACCAAAACAAACGAUUGGCGGUAAUUACAAGAAGAAGAUGCGAGGAGAAUGUGGAAGAAGAUCGGAGAUAGAGAAUCGGGAAAACUUCGCCCUAAUUCCUUCAUCACUCGUAUUCGAUCGAACAGAGCAUCGUCUCUUCAUCUCUCCAAUCACAAAGAGCUUGUCUCUUCUCACCGUGGCUCCGUUAAUUCCUUACAGGUUGAUUUGACAGAAGGGAGAUACCUGUUAUCUGGAGCAGCCGAUGCAUCACUUGCUAUAUAUGAUAUUCAACGUGCGACAGACUAUGAGGCAGGUGGUCUGAUUGCUAAGCAUAAGCCUAUACUAGUUGACAAGCAGCACCAAAAUGCGCAUAAAUAUGCCAUAUCCACAGCCAUAUGGUAUCCAAUCGAUACAGGUCUUUUUGUCACAGGUUCAUAUGAUCACCACAUCAAGGUUUGGGAUACCAAUACCACACAGGUGGUGAUGGAUUUUAAAAUGCCAGGAAAGGUUUAUAGAACUGCCAUGUCAUCGUUAGCCACAUCCCACAUGCUUAUUGCUGCUGCAACUGAAGAUGUUCAGGUUCGGCUUUGUGAUAUGGCUUCAGGGGCAUUUGCUCACACAUUAUCUGGUCAUCGUGAUGGCGUAAUGGCAGUGGAGUGGUCAACUUCUAGCGAGUGGAUUUUAAUGACGGGUGGCUGUGAUGGAGCGAUACGUUUUUGGGACAUUAGACGUGCAGGAUGUUUUUCUGUUUUAGAUCAAUCACACUCUCAGCUUGGAAGACGUCCACCUCUAGCUGACAAAUCCACUACUAAGGUUUCAACGUCUAAGGCUCGGGCACCACCAAGAAAAGUAGGUUCUGGAAGUAGCUCAAAGCACUCUGGUAACAGCAAGAUUAUUAAACAGACAAAGGGAUCUGCUAAGCAGAGACUCCAUCCUGGAUUGUUGACUAGUCAAGAUCGAGCUACUGCUCAUUAUGGUGCUGUUUUGGGUCUGAAAGCGACCGAGGAUGGCAUGUAUCUUCUAAGUGCAGGGUCUGAUUCAAGGUUAAGGUUGUGGGACAUACAAUCUGGUUGCAAUACGCUUGUGCACUAUGAGAUUGUGCGUCUGCAAAGUAGCAAGGCAAUACAGUUGGACGUGUCUCAGGAUUCAGGCGUUGUCUUUCUUCCAUGCAUGACUUCUAUAAAAGCAUUUGAUAUGUGGUCGGGUAAGAGUAAGAUGACACUUCAAGGACACUAUGAGAAUGUAAACUGUUGUUGCUAUAGCUCCCAUGAUCAGGAACUAUACACAGGUGGUAAUGAUCGACAAAUCCUUAUCUGGUCUCCUCUCAAGCAGAUUCCUGCUGAUGUGCAGGAUGAAUGCGAUAGAAGUACAGGGCAACCUCUUGCAGCUGAUGAGGAUAACUGGAGUGACUGAUGUCCUUACAGCUAGUACAUUUCCACCUUUAUGGUUUGAUUAAGCUGUUGUAUACAACUAUAUAGUGCUUUAUGUUAACUUAAGGGUGUCUGAUGUUGAUAUAUUCCGAGUGUUUUGACUUUUUAAUAGCAUUUUAGUUUCAAAUUUAUUUUUUAAAGAAUAUUACCAAA